UGCUGAGGACAGACCAAUCUCUUUGAGGCUUGUGAGGGACGAUGUGCGUUUGAAUGUUGAACGUAAGGAACCUAGUAAAAACAUAAAGAGCCUUGGAAGAGUUUUCAUAUAGUGUCAAACCUCAGUCCAAAUCAAAUUUUCCAGUGAUGUUUGAGACGCCACAAAUGUUCUGAGGCCAUCCCAGUCUGUAUCCAAAACUAUGGGACUACAGUACAACAACUAAUGAAAAGGCCUGUGCCAAGGGACCCACCAAGAGGGGCUUCCAUCCCCACAGCCAACACCCAACAGAUGAGGGAGGUCAGAAGAAAAGAGUUCCUAAUCCUAUAACAAAGACUGAAUCAGGAGGACUAUGUUGCUGGAAUUUCAUACCUCUCACUGUUGUGGCCUCUGCCGUUGCGAAGCACAGGCUCCGGACGCGCAGGCUCAGCGGCCAUGGCUCACGAACCUAGCCGCUCCGCGGCACGUGGGAUCUUCCCGGACCGCGGCACGAGCCCGUGUGCCCUGCAUCGGCAAGCGGACUCUCAACCACUGCGCCACCAGGGAAGCCCCUGUGUUUCCAUUUUUUGUUGCAGGAAAGAAAGUGGAGCUGGAGAGGAUGGUCACUUCCCAGGUCUCAGGCCUGAAACAAGUACACAAGCUGAUCAAGUACAUCAGAUGCUGAGACUGCUGUGUGCAUUCACCCAGCUAAUUCUUUUUUAAAAUUUUUAUUUAAAAAAAUUUUACAUUAAUUAACUAAUUAAUUUUUGGCUGCAUUGGGUCUUUGUUACUGCGCGUGGUCACGGAGCUAAUUCUUAAACUGCCCUCCUAAGGGGGAAAACGCAGAAUUCCAUUAUAUUUUCACUUUUAAAGGGGUGAAAACAAGGAAAGUACAUUCAAGUUUGCCACCUGAGGUGUUUUCAGAGGAGAGUCCUUUACUUCUCCCCGAGACGCUUUCCUAACCUCACCUGCUCCCCAGGACGAUCCACACUUCCCUUCCGGGUUCUAGGUGAACUAGCCCACAGGGCACAGACCAAUGGGUUCAUUCCUUGUCCGCUGCGGGGCGGGGUCUCCAGCCUGGGCUUCGGAGACCCGCCCCCCGUACGUGGCGUGCGUGCGUGGCGCCGGGCGGCGGAGGCUGGUUUCUCCAGCUUGUGGCGUCCCCUGGCGGCAGCGGGGCUUCAAUGUGACGGUCGGACCUGAGCGCCUGCCAUGGAGCUGCAGAAAGAGGCGCGAACACCCAGGGACCCCGUCGGGCGGCUACCCGGGGCCUCUAGGUCUCAGAAGCAGGACGAGGAGGAGCGGCGGGAGGGCGGCUCAGCCCCGGCGGCGACUGCCUUGGACGCGGAGGCGGACGGGGCUAGUGCGGACGGCCUGUGGGAACUGCCAGUGGAGCCGGCUGAGCGGAGGCCCGAGUGCAGCCGCUGCAGCCGACCUCAGAAAGUGUGUUUGUGUCCGUUUCUACCAGUGCAUCCUCUACACAUCUCUACCCACUUGUACAUAAUUCAGCAUCCAGCAGAGGAAAACAAGGUGUUGCGGACAGUUCCUCUGCUAGCAGCAUGUCUCCCCCAAGAUAAGUGUAAAGUCAAGAUUGGUCGUCGCUUCAGUGAGGAAAGAGAUCCUGAACUUUCAACUGUUUGUCGGAAGUCUGAUACAUUAAUAUUAUAUCCAGGGGCUGAAGCUGCUAAUUUGGAAGAAUUUAUAUUAGAUUCUCCUAUUUAUCCUUCCACAAUCAUCAUCAUCGAUGGUACAUGGAGCCAGGCUAAGGACAUUUUCUACAAGAAUUCCUUGUUCCGACUGCCUAAACAGGUGCAAUUAAAAACCAGCAUUUCUAGUCAGUAUGUAAUUCGGGCGCAACCAACUAAUAGGUGCCUUUCUACACUGGAGUGUGCAGCUGUUGCUCUUUCUAUCUUGGAGAAAAAUAAUUACAUACAAGAGACUUUGCUUCGCCCUCUUCAAGCUUUAUGCUCUUUCCAGCUUCAGCAUGGUGCUCAAAUUCGCCUCAGCAAGGAACACCUUCUGAAAAAUGGAUUAUAUCCUAAGCCGAUGCCAAAGAACAAACGCAAACUCAGGAAAAUGGAACUAUUAAUGAACAGCAUUAAAAUUUAGUACAGUUGUUCUUAUGGUGCUAGUUUUGUUGUCUUCAGCUGACAGUAAUGAGUUAACUUUUUAUACAUUUUAAGUCUGUGGGUUUUUGUCUAAAGAAUGAGAGUUACAUACUAAACUUACCCAGAAGAAGAAAGUAAUCCAAAUAGCCAAAAAACAAACAAACAAAAUUCAGUGAUUCAGUGAAAAGCAAGAUUUUGUACUGUAUUUGUUUUUAAAAUGUGCCUCUAAUACAUUUUUUCAAGUCAGUAAUUUGAAAUGUGAUUAGUUGUUGAGCUGGGUUAGAAGUACUUAUUAAUAAAAGGGAAUGGAAGGAAAUUGAUGUGCCUGACUGGUUCAGUAUUGUUUCUGUUAGUAUUUAUAGAUAAUUAGGUGUAGACCAAUAAUAGAGGAUAAUCUUGCACAUGAACAUUAUAGUUUGAAAUAAGUAACAAAAGAAAAUAAUAAUCAAGUAAUCUAGGUUGAAUUUAUUUAUUUCAUAAAUAAGUAUUCUUUAGGGACUAAAAUUGAAUUCAGCCAAUGUGAUUUAAGUGUGCGAUUAAUUGCCCAUAUUUUUAAAGUUAAA
Messenger RNA from Orcinus orca (killer whale), 2647 nucleotides. It is a transcript of the gene DTWD2, whose product is annotated as DTW domain containing 2. NCBI's taxonomy places the organism in Eukaryota, Metazoa, Chordata, Mammalia, Artiodactyla, Delphinidae. The record is from RefSeq and is a predicted model, not a curated record. The transcript is spliced from 10 exons. Bases 1189 to 2085 code for a protein of 298 amino acids.